AUGUUACCUCUGAAAAUGUCAUCGGUUCACGUCUUCGUAGUAGUCCUCGUCCUCACUAGUGUUAUUGGUAUUGCUGCCAAACGUUUCCGUUCUUUUAGCGAUUUCAUUGAUGACAGUUUAUAUGACGAAUCUUCGCAAGAGCUCAAUUUAAAAAAAGGAGAAGUUUGGGUAGUGCUUGUUGCAGGUUCAAAUGGCUGGUAUAAUUACCGCCACCAAUCGGACGUUUGCCAUGCAUAUCAGGUACUUAGAAAACAUAGAAUUCCUGAAGAAAAUAUCAUCACAAUGAUGUAUGAUGACAUAGCUGAUAACACGCACAAUCCAUAUCCGGGCAAAAUAUUCAACGUACCAAAUGGUAGAGACGUAUAUGCUGGUGUUAAAAUUGACUAUUCAGGAAGCCAUGUAACUCCAGAAAACUUUCUGGCAGUCUUGAGUGGAAACAAAUUGGCGGUAAAAGGCGGUAAUGGAAAAGUAGUCAAAAGUACCAGUGAUGAUCGUAUAUUUGUGUAUUUUACAGAUCACGGAGGAAUUGGAUUGGUAUCAUUUCCGGACUCUAUUUUGACAGCGAAAGAUUUGAAUGACGAACUGAAAAAUAUGCAUGCAAAAAGAAAAUUUGAGAAACUUGUUUUCUACAUGGAAGCAUGCGAAAGUGGAUCCAUGUUUUCAGAAAUCUUGCCCUCAAAUAUUGAUGUAUAUGCAGUGACUGCAGCGAACGACCAUGAAAGUUCUUGGGGUUGCUUUUGUCAUAAUAAAAUGGAAUUGCCAUGCCUUGCUGAUUGUUUCUCCAUCAGUUGGCUUCUUGAUACAGAAAAGGAGAAUUUAUACAAAGAAACUUUGGCUCGCCAGUUUUCUAUUAUCAAAAACCUAACAGAUAAAAGUCAUGUAAUGCACUAUGGCGACAUGGCGAUUACUCAUGAUCAUGUCGCGGAUUUCAUGAGUGGUAGUUUGCUACUGAUAGAAGCAAAGAUUAGAGAAUCAGUUGCUUGGCCUUCUCGAGAUGUUUACUUACGAAUGCUUGAAAAACAAUUACAUGAAGCCGAACGGGAAUCUGAUCGACAGAUCUUACGACACAAAAUCACAAAACUCAAAAUGAUAAAAAUGAUGAUAAAUCAUAAAAUUGUUUGCGUCUGCGAGAUUAAAUUGAUGAAACGAAAAUAUCUCGAAACCUUCCUCAUAUCGCUGGUACAAGCCAUCGUUCCACACAAUCCACAAUACCAUUUUGUUAAGCAUAUUCCAUUCAAGAUCAUAUCAUUAAAUUGUUUUGAUCAAGUCGUCAAAGCGUUUCACCAAUCAUGUUUCCAUUUUGGACACCUCUCUACAAAAACA
Messenger RNA from Thelazia callipaeda (thelaziosis nematode), 1323 nucleotides. Lineage: Eukaryota; Metazoa; Nematoda; Chromadorea; Rhabditida; Thelaziidae. The record is from the annotation of a GenBank genome assembly.